Messenger RNA from Penicillium bovifimosum, 1002 nucleotides. RefSeq names its product helicase C-terminal domain-containing protein. NCBI's taxonomy places the organism in Eukaryota, Fungi, Ascomycota, Eurotiomycetes, Eurotiales, Aspergillaceae. The coding region runs from base 1 to 1002 and encodes 333 amino acids. The record is from RefSeq and is a predicted model, not a curated record. The transcript has 3 exons.
AUGCCCAGGCCUUUGGCCGCAGUACUACAAGUCCUGUCAGCCCCGGCCCGCACCAGAUGGAGCCAGAUGUUGUUCCUGUUGGGGACGAGCAAAGUCUCCAAGGCCGCUUUCAACAAGCGGUUCGGGCAAGUCCUGGGGGCGGCCCUGAAGACCCAGGGAACGAAUCUGACUUUCGGCGACUUCAAGUGCUCCGGCAUCAAGUAUGGUAAAAUACCAGACGUCAUUGGCCUGUCCCGCACUCUCCAAGGCAACGACGUGUUGAGUUUGGUCGGGGAACUGAAAGUUCCGUGGGUCCUAGACCACUCCAUAAGUGAGGCGUACGAUACACCGGAUGGUAUUCGUCCGAGGCGCCUCCUCGGACAGCCACUCCUAUAUAUGAAGGAUCUCGGAUCCUUGCAAGUACUCACCAUGAGCCACUUGGACAUGGAUCAGGCAGAGCUUGAUGCUCUAGGUCUAGGGGCGCCCUACGUCGACGCAGAGGGCGGCAACAAUCUUAGAGAGCUCAAUGGGGUGGACAAGGUCGACCGCAUUUCCCAGCUAUAUGGUGACAACGUUACUGGCUAUCAUGCUGGUCUGGCUGAGGAAACCCGAGCGCAGAAUCUGGAGCUGUUUACGAGUGGUGCAAAGCCAAUUCUCGCGGCUACUAGUGCUAUAGGCGCUGGGUUUGAUUUCGCGAACGUGGGGUAUAUCCUCUACUUCCUCGGCGCAUGGUCUCUUACCGACUUCGUCCAAGGCUGUGGUCGGGCGGCUAGAACCGCGGGUUCUAAGGGCGAUGUGGAGGUCUGGGUGAAGGCAAAUGGCUCUCUCCUUAAGGAUACGCCCUCGGGAGACAUCGAGACGAACACCCCGGCUUGCGACCUUCGUGAAGGAGAUGAGGCGUGGCCGGGGGAGUUCUCUAUACCCCUCAACCUACAGAGACCCAGCUGCCAAACGGACAAUGGCAUGUGGAGUACUCCCGGGUGUGUUUUCAACCGACGUCUAUGGACCCUCUCAGGGUCCUAG